UGAAGUGACGUAUAAAUUUAGAAGUUAGUAUUCUAUCAUUACAAAGCUGAGAUUUCACCCUUCAGUACUUUAGGAAGUGAAGCAACGUAUAGAUUUAGAAAUUGCGAUUCCAUCUUUGCAAAGCUGGGACUUCGCCCCUCAGUAUUUUCGGAAGUGAAGUGACGUAUAAAUUUAGAAGUUAGUAUUCUAUCAUUACAAAGCUGAGAUUUCACCCUUCAGUACUUUAGGAAGUGAAGCAACGUAUAGAUUUAGAAAUUGCGAUUCCAUCUUUGCAAAGCUGGGACUUCGCCCCUCAGUAUUUUCGGAAGUGAAGUGACGUAUAAAUUUAGAAGUUAGUAUUCUAUCAUUACAAAGCUGAGAUUUCACCCUUCAGUACUUUAGGAAGUGAAGCAACGUAUAGAUUUAGAAAUUGCGAUUCCAUCUUUGCAAAGCUGGGACUUCGCCCCUCAGUAUUUUCGGAAGUGAAGUGACGUAUAAAUUUAGAAGUUAGUAUUCUAUCAUUACAAAGCUGAGAUUUCACCCUUCAGUACUUUAGGAAGUGAAGCAACGUAUAGAUUUAGAAAUUGCGAUUCCAUCUUUGCAAAGCUGGGACUUCGCCCCUCAGUAUUUUCGGAAGUGAAGUGACGUAUAAAUUUAGAAGUUAGUAUUCUAUCAUUACAAAGCUGAGAUUUCACCCUUCAGUACUUUAGGAAGUGAAGCAACGUAUAGAUUUAGAAAUUGCGAUUCCAUCUUUGCAAAGCUGGGACUUCGCCCCUCAGUAUUUUCGGAAGUGAAGUGACGUAUAAAUUUAGAAGUUAGUAUUCUAUCAUUACAAAGCUGAGAUUUCACCCUUCAGUACUUUAGGAAGUGAAGCAACGUAUAGAUUUAGAAAUUGCGAUUCCAUCUUUGCAAAGCUGGGACUUCGCCCCUCAGUAUUUUCGGAAGUGAAGUGACGUAUAAAUUUAGAAGUUAGUAUUCUAUCAUUACAAAGCUGAGAUUUCACCCUUCAGUACUUUAGGAAGUGAAGCAACGUAUAGAUUUAGAAAUUGCGAUUCCAUCUUUGCAAAGCUGGGACUUCGCCCCUCAGUAUUUUCGGAAGUGAAGUGACGUAUAAAUUUAGAAGUUAGUAUUCUAUCAUUACAAAGCUGAGAUUUCACCCUUCAGUACUUUAGGAAGUGAAGCAACGUAUAGAUUUAGAAAUUGCGAUUCCAUCUUUGCAAAGCUGGGACUUCGCCCCUCAGUAUUUUCGGAAGUGAAGUGACGUAUAAAUUUAGAAGUUAGUAUUCUAUCAUUACAAAGCUGAGAUUUCACCCUUCAGUACUUUAGGAAGUGAAGCAACGUAUAGAUUUAGAAAUUGCGAUUCCAUCUUUGCAAAGCUGGGACUUCGCCCCUCAGUAUUUUCGGAAGUGAAGUGACGUAUAAAUUUAGAAGUUAGUAUUCUAUCAUUACAAAGCUGAGAUUUCACCCUUCAGUACUUUAGGAAGUGAAGCAACGUAUAGAUUUAGAAAUUGCGAUUCCAUCUUUGCAAAGCUGGGACUUCGCCCCUCAGUAUUUUCGGAAGUGAAGUGACGUAUAAAUUUAGAAGUUAGUAUUCUAUCAUUACAAAGCUGAGAUUUCACCCUUCAGUACUUUAGGAAGUGAAGCAACGUAUAGAUUUAGAAAUUGCGAUUCCAUCUUUGCAAAGCUGGGACUUCGCCCCUCAGUAUUUUCGGAAGUGAAGUGACGUAUAAAUUUAGAAGUUAGUAUUCUAUCAUUACAAAGCUGAGAUUUCACCCUUCAGUACUUUAGGAAGUGAAGCAACGUAUAGAUUUAGAAAUUGCGAUUCCAUCUUUGCAAAGCUGGGACUUCGCCCCUCAGUAUUUUCGGAAGUGAAGUGACGUAUAAAUUUAGAAGUUAGUAUUCUAUCAUUACAAAGCUGAGAUUUCACCCUUCAGUACUUUAGGAAGUGAAGCAACGUAUAGAUUUAGAAAUUACGAUUCCAUCUUUGCAAAGCUGGGACUUCGCCCCUCAGUAUUUUAGGAAGUGAAGUGACGUAUAAAUUUAGAAGUUAGUAUUCUAUCAUUACAAAUUGAGAUUUCACCCUUCAGUACUUUAGGAAGUGAAGCAACGUAUAGAUUUAGAAAUUACGAUUCCAUCUGUGCAAAGCUGGGACUUCGCCCUUUCGUAUUUUAGAAAGUGAAGUGACGUAUAAAUUUGGAAGUUAGGAUCCUAUCGUUACAAAGCUGAGAUUUCACCCUUCAGUACUUUAGGAAGUGAAGCAACGUAUAUAUUUAGAAAUUACGAUUUCAUCUUUGCAAAGCUGGGACUUGGUCCCUCAGUAUUUUAGGAAGUGAAGUGACGUAUAGAUUUAGAAAUUACAAUCCCAUCUUUGCAAUGCUGAGAUUUCACUCUUCAGUAUUUUAGAAAGCCUUCGCAAAGUUGAGCUUUCGUGGAUGGAAUGAAUUUUUGAAAUUUGCACUUUGGGCUUUGAACUAGAUACAUACUAGUUCUAAUACAGUCUUCUAGGUGUUCAUUUUUGUGAGAUCAGCUAUUAAUAACACGAUUCGGAUACAGCCUUUGGAUGUUCAACGAUUAUUCGAAUAUUGUAUCCGGAUGUUGAAGUAUCCGAAUACUACCCAUCUCAGGAAUUUGUCCAGUCUACGAACGGAUAACAUAUCAGUACUUAUAUUAACACUAUUGAUUUUAUAAAGAAUAUUGGAAAUAGUGAUAAGUUCAAACAUAGUACUAUUAUCAAUUUAUAGUAUCGAUUAAAAGAUUAUGAGAUGACCAAUAAUAGUGAGAAUUUCUUUUUUAUGAGUAAUACAAUAAGUACUAAUUUCCUUUGUAAGUACAUUAGUAACAUUUCCAUUGUACUUUCCGAUAAAAAUUAUUAGUGUAGCUCGUGUAGCAUUGAAACUAACGUUUUAUGAGACAUAUAAAUUGCACCGCGGUUAUCAAACUGUGCUCACUUCAAAAACGUCGCUCUAAUUGGCGCGGUACCAACAUACAAAAAAAAAACAAUCAAGGGGUAUUUGCAUUAACAUCAAGUAAAAAAUAUGAAAAGUAACGUUGCAGAAACUAAAAAUAAUCAACCCACUAUUAAGCAGAAACUAUCAUAUUACUGUGAACAUAUAACAACAGUAACUCAUGCUUUAAUCCUUUGGUUCGUUCUCUACGUGUGGUAUUUGGCUGUCAAAGAUGGGGGUUGGAAUGCUUAUACGAUACAUGCUGUUUUUUAUGUAACAGGGUGGAUGCUAUUGAUGUUGGAGGGCAUAAUAGCAAUAUCUCCUCAUAAUGUCAUCACCAAAUAUGUUUCCCACAAUAGUAAAACUAUCAUACACCUAGUAGCUCAGGUAAUGAGCGCAGGUUUUUGUUUAUACGGAUUCUUUUGGUUGUUCAAAGAGCGCUCAGUGCAUUUUUAUUCGCAUCAUUCAAAAGCUGGACUAGCUUCUCUAAUACUUACACUUCCAACAUUUGUUAAUGGAUUUUCAGCGCUGUUUGCUGUUCAAUUUAAAAGGUUUAUAAGUCCCAGUCUUCAUAAAUUAAUUCACGCUUUUUGUGGAAUUGGAACGUUUGUUGCUGGCACAAUUGCCCUUUAUUUAGCCUUAGAUAAAAGGUGGUAUACAAGCAAAGUCUCUCCCGAUACAGUAAUAUUUACCAAAGUGGUAGUGCUAUUUAGCGUAAUUUGGAAUUUCGUUCAACCUUUACUUACAAGUUUCGAAAGAAUAAAAUAUUUAUUUUAACUUCUUUUCAUUAUAUUAAUCAAACAGUA
Messenger RNA from Agrilus planipennis (emerald ash borer), 3730 nucleotides. RefSeq lists its product as uncharacterized. The transcript is spliced from 3 exons. Gene Ontology annotation, molecular function: transmembrane monodehydroascorbate reductase activity. Bases 3015 to 3701 code for a protein of 228 amino acids. The record is from RefSeq and is a predicted model, not a curated record. NCBI's taxonomy places the organism in Eukaryota, Metazoa, Arthropoda, Insecta, Coleoptera, Buprestidae.